AGCAUGGCAGAGGAGCCAGAGUCGGUGUUGCACCUGCCUCCCUUAGCUGCUGCUGGCAGCAAAGGACUUGCAGAGAUCUCCCCAGAAACAGCCACUCUGGAUCUCCCUUCUUCCACUGCAGUUUCCCUGGGGACAGAGGAACCUGCUGGCGACUCCAAGAAAAAAAUUUACAUCCUGCUAAAGGGUGUGGGAUACACUCCCAUCAUGAAAACAAAGAAGUGGGCAGUAGAGCGAACUAAAACCAUACAAGGACUCAUUGACUUCAUCAAAAAGUUUCUUAAACUUGUGGCCUCAGAACAGUUGGCAAGAUUUUAUGUGAAUCAGUCCUUUGCUCCAUCUCCAUACCAGGAAGUUGGAACCCUCUAUGAGUGUUUUUUCAGUAAUGGUAAACUUGUUCUACAUUACUGCAAAUCUCAGGCUUGGGGAUAA
Carlito syrichta (Philippine tarsier) is the source of this 429-nucleotide messenger RNA. Its product is annotated as ubiquitin-like protein ATG12. Gene Ontology annotation, cellular component: Atg12-Atg5-Atg16 complex; cytoplasm; phagophore assembly site membrane. Gene Ontology annotation, biological process: autophagosome assembly; C-terminal protein lipidation; nucleophagy. The coding region runs from base 4 to 429 and encodes 141 amino acids. The record is from RefSeq and is a predicted model, not a curated record. The transcript has 2 exons. NCBI's taxonomy places the organism in Eukaryota, Metazoa, Chordata, Mammalia, Primates, Tarsiidae.